This is a messenger RNA of Brassica rapa (field mustard), 5390 nucleotides long. Its product is annotated as E3 ubiquitin-protein ligase hrd-1-like. Lineage: Eukaryota; Viridiplantae; Streptophyta; Magnoliopsida; Brassicales; Brassicaceae. Gene Ontology annotation, biological process: protein ubiquitination. The record is from RefSeq and is a predicted model, not a curated record.
AGUAUUUGCAUCAAUCUUGUAAACCAAAUCCAGAGAUUAGCCAUCGACGAAUCGUCAGAAACAAAGACUUGUACUGGACGUUACCCAUCUCCGAGUUAUUUCGCUCAAAUCAAUUUGGAUUUCCACGACUACGACUUUAGUCCGUCAUAUCUGUUCUCGCUCAUCGAUUAUCACCUCCUUUCUCCUCAUACAUCUGAUCUUAUCACCCAGAAGAUGGCCUAUUGUGCGAUUCAACACAUAGGAAAACCUUAUCGCAUGUUCGUUGACGUGGUUACUACCGAAAACGUGUUCGUCACGGGAACGUGUUCUCAUCAAAAAGAGGAGGAGGAAGAAGACGAAGAAAAAGAGUCGACCUGUGCCAUAUGCUUAGAGGACAUGUUGAAUGAUGAAAAGAUGAAACUGGUGUUUCCUUGUUCGCAUCGGUUUCAUCUUAGAUGUAUCGCCGAGUGGUUACAGACCAGUAACUCUUGCCCUCUCUGCCGUCAAAUUUUAAUCUAGUAGAGUGAUUUUGUUUUUCGUUUCUAUUUUUUCAUGUCUUGUUAUAACUGAAACUACUUUUGUUUUUAUUUUACCAAGAAACUACUGUCAGAAAAGCAACGAACGUCCUUAUUUGAAGAAGUGUCCUGCUUCCGGUUCAGAUCAGCUUCAUCGUUCUUGAAGUCCUUAUUUAGUCUCCAGUAUGCUUCUAGCCUCUUUUUCACUUCUUUGUUUUCUUAAGUUUGGGUUGUAUCAUCGUGUGUUUCCGGGUUGUAUCAUUAGUCCUUUGCCGGCUCUGAGUAAGAACUGUUGCAAACCUAUCUUUAAUCUAAUAGAUGAUAAAAAAAAAAAAAAGCAACGAAAGUAUUCAGAUUCGGUAAAGCUUCUUUUUCUUAAGUAACUAAAACACAAUGAAAAAAGUUCCUUUUUAAAAAAAAAAAUAGACGCAACGAAAAACUAGCCAAUAUAUAUGAAAACAAAUAAUCAAUAGCAUUUUUUCAAAAAGAUAUUUAAGUUGGUUUAUUUAUAUAAAAUUUACUCCCUUACUUGGUGUUUAAGAAUUUUUAUUUUGUUCACAAUAAGUGAAGUUCUCACUAUUCUAGUUAAUUUUAAUGUCAUUUGAAAUUUGUGACUAACUAUAAAAUACUAUACUUUUUUUAUUAGUUGAACUAAUUUUGUUUAAUGUUAUUUUUAUGUAACCAAGAUAAAUGACAUAAACAUUGUAUUUUUUUAAUCUUUUUUCAAAAAUAUUAAAAACUAUUUAAAUGAUAUAUAGGGAGUAUUAGUUUCAAUAAAUGUUCAAAAAUUCGCUAGGCAAUACCUACCGAAUAAACUGAUUAUUCUGAACCUAGACGAAGGGUAAGCCUAAACAUAAAUCAAAUUAUUAAUUUAUAUAUAUUCACAUUUAUAUAAAAUAUUUAGUUUUUGGUUUUAAUUAUCUGAAUUAGGUAUACAAAAAGAAAAUUGUGAAUUUAUACUUACAUUAUUUGUUUAGUUUUUUUUUUACACUGAAUCAUUGUAAUAUAGGUUCAUGACCAAUAAAUGCAGAAAUGCUGCAAACAAAAAAACUAGUACAAAAUAGAAAACAAUAACUAUUAGAAGCUUAGCUAUAUUGAUUACCAGUAAGUACUAAGAUAAAUUGUGACCAGCCUCAAUCCAUCUUGAUUCGGAAGAUAAUCAUUGAGGUAAAAUGCAGCUGAAUUGAGAAUCACCCAUGGUAUAAACCUUGUAACUUUUACAAUUCAAAGCUGAAAGACAAGCUUAACUCUUUAUAUUGCUCCAAAUAAUUAAAGAACCACCAAGAUCAAAAGCUUGGAAAUCAAGAAGGGAAUCAAUUCAAUCUUGCAACUUCCCAUAAGUUAAGGAACAUGUGCUGAAACUCCAAAUUAUUAGACUGGAGCCAAAAAAACUCAGCAAAGAGCUUGAGUGUCAAAAAUAAUGUAACAGAACAGCAACAUAAUGGGUGAAAAGGUGAGGAUGAAUCUCUUGCUUAAUCCUUAUCCAAGAUUUAAACAUAAUCUUGAAAAAACCACAACUGCAAUCCACACAGCCUAACACACCAGUUCGAACACGCAUAAGAUCAUAUCACACACGAAGACAACGCCUAAAGACAUUAUUUGUUUAAUUUAACAGAUUUAAAUUAAUUUAGAUAAGUUGAAACCCUUUUAUAAAUAGGUAAAUUUGCGAAAUAGCUAAGUUUGAGAAGAUAAUUAAGUGCAUAUCACUGAUUUUGACAUAACUAGGCAACUAACAAUUGUGUCUUUUUUAAUCCAGUUUUAACCUUUUCUCGUAUAAGUAAAAGUGAAAGGGAAGAAGGUGAGAUGACAUAGAUAAAGAAAAAUAUGGCUAGUAUUAUAGCAAAUAAUAUAUGGUCAGGAGUGGAGAAAAAAGAGACAUCCACGUUACAUAUUUAUUGAUCACAUAUGUAUGUACUAGAUAUUAUAAUCCAUAUCACACGAAGUAGUAUAGAAGGACUAAAACCACAUCUACAAUCCUUAAUUAAUACUAAACACAAUCCCAACUCCUAAAUAUUGUAUCAUAAAUCCUAAUCCAAAUAUAAACUAUAAUUAGGUGAUUGAAUGACCAUAAAAUUAAUAGAUAAAAUAUAAGAUUUUUCAAUAAAGAAUGCAUUCCAUAUUAAUCCAAUACACAACUUUUAAAUACUAAACCCAAACCAAACUUUAAAAUAUUAAACCCAAAUAUAAACCUUAAUUAUCAACCCUAAACAUAAUUAUCAAAAUAUGAAAAUAGUAUAAUAUUAAACUAAAUUCAUACCUAACUUUUAAAUACUAUAGGGCUCUAACCCAACACACAACUUCUAAAUCCUAAUUACAGACCUAACUUUUGAAUAUUAAACCCUAAACUGCUAUCAAUAAACCCAAACCUCAACUUCUAUUUUUUAAAUAAUAAACUCUAAAUCUUAAUUACUAAACUUUAAACCCAAAUAUAGACCCUAAGAUCCAAAUAGAAUGGAACAAAAUACAUAGUAGAGUACAUAUUGGUGAACAAAAUAGAUACUCUUUAUUAGUCGUCAAAUGGAACGAUAAUGUGAUAUUACAUGUAUACGUACACCAAUUAACCUAAUGUGCACACUACCACAAUCAAAUGGUAUGUCGAUGUAGCACUUUAUGAUCGAAUCCACAGAGACCAACGAUUACACUUUAUCUUUAUUGGAUCAAUACUUAGCUAAAACAAUGAUGGGGUUUGAGAUUAAGGUUUGAUAAUAAGCAAGUAAUAAAUUUGUUUAAGGUUUUCAGAUGAUUAAGAGAGCUAAGUUCAGGGUGAUUCAUCGGGAUACUUAGGAUCAUGAGCUACACAACUAUUCAGGAAGGCAAUAAGAGCCAAUCUAAACUUGAACAACAAUAAUAGAUAAACCCACUGUCGUGGUGUCUACCAAUUUAUCAAGCAAUCCUAAUGCCUAAAAUGUCAUUUGGAUUAGAGAAUGAUGACAAGCAUUAAGUUUGGAUUGAAUUGGUUCACGAUUUGCCUUAACAUCAGCUUUCAUUAGCUAAGGACAAAUCGUCUAUCUAUGAUUUUUCUAGCAAUCUAAAACACUUUUGAUGAUUAGAUUAAACCUAUGAUCAAAUGAUAAAUGACCAAUUUAAGACAAGCAUUAAUAUUUGCAAUAGACAGAGAUAUCAAGGAAUAGUAAUCCUAUUUGUGUCUAGCUCAUUGAUCCAUGAUCCCUAACACCCUAAACCUAACAAGCGACUACUCAGCCAUGAACAGAGAAAUCACAAAGACAAUAGAUGAAGAAACCAUGUUGAAUCAAUAAAUAAAUAAGAUAGGGUUCAUGAUACUUCUUAAGGUGAGAGAGAUGAAGCCUUCACCCUUUCAAGGUAGCAAAUCUUCAAGUACAAAAGUCUCCAAUGGUUUCUUGUGUAAAAUCUAGCGUAGAAUGAUAAUAAAAAAUAAGAAAAGAUAUAUAUGCAGGUCUAUGGCGGCCUAGGAGUAAAAGGGGGAAGUCCUAAGUAAAAUCCCGAAAUAUUUGGAAACUUCUUUAAAAAUCUUUGCCGCUGGAACAUGCACUCGGGGUGCUCCGCUCGACUGUUCUGUGUGAAAAUCACCAAAUUGCACUGUUUUCUGCCUCUUUUGUUCUAGCUGGUCCAUCCCCCAUCCAAUGCAACUCCAGACCUGUAAUGACUCGAAAAGGACUAGGAAGACUCGAUAAAGACUUGAAAACCAAUUGAAAAGCAUAUAUACAAGAUGUCUAAAACACCAUAUAUCAUAAUGAUAGGGUCACUAAACUCAAACCUCAACUCUACCUUCCAAAUACUAAACCCAAAAUCUUAAUCAAGCCCAAGUAUAAACCCUAAACCCAAAUAUAAUAGAACAAAACACCAUAUUUCUCAAAUGUUGAUAUGGUUAUACCUUCAUGGAAGGUGGUAAUGUUUGCUUCAAUGUUAAUCCCAAUCGUACAUAAAUUAAAUCUAAUCAACUAAUCAUUAAACUCAAUCAACUAAUCACUAAUCAAUAAAUAGAAUAAUAUAAACUGGUGAAAUUAUGAAAUGUUUAUGAUUGCAUGUAAUAAGUUAAUGUUGACCUUAACUACUAAAUACUAAACUCUAAAUCAUAAUUACUAAACCCUAGUCAAGGAAGUAUAAACCCAAAUAGAAUGUAUAUAAUAUAAUUUACUAUACCCAAACCUUUACUUAAUAAAUCUAAACCCUAGGCAUGAACCUAUAAACUCAAAUACAAUCUAUAAAUUGUUUUCCAAUAUUAAACAUUUGAAAACACAUUUACUUGGUUAGCAUGUUGCAUAUCUUAUAUUCCAUAUAGUCUAAGUAGUAUAGUAAACGAAUGUUCCAAAUAAUCAAAUUUGUCCAACACUCGAAAAAUGAAUUUCAUAUUACAAUCAAUCACACAAAAUGACAAAGAAGAGACCUAUCAAAUUUAAAAACAUGACAUAUUAUUAUAUUUUUUAAGGAGUAGUAUAGAAAGAUGUCUCAAAUAGUAUAGUAACCAUACAUAGGUAGCUAUACUUAAGAAUAUAUAUUAUACUAUUCAUUUCGCCGAAUAUAGUAUAGACGUCGAGUUCAUCUUCUUCAAUUCUUUUUUUUUUAGACAGGCUGAUACACAUUCAUUUCGUUCACCAUCAUUAUUCUUCACCACUAUGUAGAGAUCGUCUUCAUCUCCUCUCUUUUUCCCAACACGACGAUGCUUUUACUGACUCGCCGUCGUUGUUCUUCACUACGGGAUCUGUAAAACAAAAACAAAAAUAGAGUGUGGAAAUAAAAGCAUGAUUGUGAGAAGCAAUUAAUUUAAGAAAAAAAAAGGGAAAAAUGAAAGAGUUAUUGUGUGUGCUCACCGUCUACGCUUUCAUCGUUGUCUGUUUUUCACCACUGGAUCUGUAAAACAAAAACAGAAACAAAGUAUGAAAACAAAAGCACGAUUGUGAGAAUCAAUUGAUUUAA